GCUUGUACCCAUAGCACCAAUACACAAGAUAUGUGAUUAUAGCUUUGUUCACGUGACAAAAAUAUAGUCAUCACUAGGUACGAGGUGGUACGGGUAGUACCCAUGUGAUUAGUAUAAUAUCAAAGAUCAGUUCAAAAUAUCAUAAUGCAAAUACAGCAUUCCUCAAGUCAGCGCAAUCUUGAAGGGCGUGACGCUUUGGCCCCGAAGAGGUCGAGCCCCAGCUCGUUAUAUAAAGGCCCUGGAAGAAAACACAUCCUAGAGUACAGAUACAGCCGUGAGACACGAAUCCUAGCCCCCAAGACAAAUCUGGAACUGUAAAAGGAACAGAAGAUGCGGACCCUCCUCCUCCUGUGCGCCCUGGCGGCGGCCACCCUGGCCCUGACGCCCGAAGAGAUGCUGGAGUUCAAGGCUCGGGACGUGACUGAGCAGAACACCGGCCUGAAGGGGACCGUUACCGUCACCGAGGCCGGAGACGUCAUCACCAUCGUCAGCAACGGCAUUCCCGACCACGCCACGGCCAUCUACCCCAACCAACACAACCCUAACCGCAUCGAGGCACAAAAUUACCGGUUCACCAUCCCGAAGAACCCCCAGGUGGCGAGCCAGACGUCCUGCCUGCCGAUGGGUCCGGUGGGCGUCGCCAUCAACGGCGUUCCCAUCUUCAACCCCUUCACCAUCGAGUGCCUCGACGCCAAGGAGAACGAGGUCUUCGACGAGUGCGACGGCCACCCUGCGCCAGGCGGGCAGUACCACUACCACAUCCACCCCGACUGCGUCUUCGACGGCACUAGCUCGCACUCCCAGAUUGUCGGUGUCGCCGCCGACGGUUUCGCGAUCUACGGCCCCGUGGACGACGACGGGACCGUGCUGACCAACGCCGACCUGGACGAGUGCCACGGCCGCAUGAAGAACGGGGUGUACCGGUACCACGUCACCAACGAGUAUCCCUACUUCAUGGCGUGCUUCAAGGGCGCCGUCAGGUCCGAUAGCGGCAUCAACACCGACAUGUGCCAGUGCCCGAUGGACGGCGUCAGCACCGGAUCCAACACCGACGGCACCGGCACCUUCACGGGAGGCAUCUUCGACCAACCCUUCGGCCAGCACCACCACCCACCCCCCAGGAACGCCAUCCCCGACAACCACCUCUCCUACCAGGACUUCCUGCAGUGGCAGCAGCACCAGCAGCAGCUGCAGGCUUCCCAGCAGACCGUACAGCAGCCGCUGCAGGACGCCGCCGCGACCCAGCCGCUGACGCUGUUCCAGAUCUGGCAGCAGCACCAGCCCAGCUGCGAGCAGUGGCAGCAGCAGCAGUGGCACCAGUUCGAGCGGGUGUUCCUGCAGUUCCAGCAGCAGCAGCAGGCGCUUCACCACCAGGCGGCGGCAGGUGGAGAUGCAGCACCUGAUCAGCAGCUGCAGCAGGCUGCGCAGACCAAGAAGCAGCCGUUCCGACCCCGCGCACCUGUCUCUGUGUAAAAGUACCAACGUUGCACCUGUUUGAGGGACAGAUAAUUCACGAGCUUGAAAUCCCCAGACUCCCCUGGUCACUGAAGUUGGAUGAUGAAAAUUAACCAAACUGAAUGACACAGCAUUAAUAAACAACAAAU
Molecule: messenger RNA, 1604 nt
Organism: Branchiostoma belcheri (Belcher's lancelet)
Lineage: Eukaryota; Metazoa; Chordata; Leptocardii; Amphioxiformes; Branchiostomatidae
Exons: 3
Coding region: 331-1473 (380 amino acids)
Source: RefSeq, a predicted model, not a curated record